Molecule: messenger RNA, 2679 nt
Organism: Balearica regulorum gibbericeps (East African grey crowned-crane)
Lineage: Eukaryota; Metazoa; Chordata; Aves; Gruiformes; Gruidae
Source: RefSeq, a predicted model, not a curated record
CUAAAACUCAGGAUGGUGUGGCCUUAGAGAUCCAGCCCCUGAAGAGCCAGGAAGGGGUGGAAAAUGAGGAGAAGGAGAAGAAGAAGGUGAAGGUGCCCAAGAAGGAGAAGUCUGUGCUGCAAGGGAAGCUCACGCGCCUGGCAGUCCAGAUCGGGAAGGCGGGGCUGAUCAUGUCGGCCAUCACAGUCAUCAUCUUGGUGCUGUACUUUGUGAUCGACACGUUUGGGGUGCAGGGGCGGCCUUGGCUGGCGGAGUGCACCCCCAUUUACAUCCAGUACUUUGUUAAGUUCUUCAUCAUCGGUGUCACCGUCUUGGUGGUGGCUGUGCCUGAAGGGCUCCCGCUGGCGGUCACCAUCUCCCUGGCCUACUCCGUGAAGAAAAUGAUGAAGGACAACAACCUCGUGAGACACCUGGACGCGUGUGAGACCAUGGGCAAUGCCACCGCCAUCUGCUCAGACAAGACGGGCACGCUCACCAUGAACCGCAUGACUGUGGUGCAGGCCUACGUGGGGGACACCCACUACCGCCAGAUCCCCGACCCUGAAGCCAUCCUGCCCAAGAUCCUGGACCUCAUAGUCAACGGUGUCGCCAUCAACUCUGCCUACACAUCCAAGAUCCUGCCACCCGAGAAGGAAGGGGGGCUACCCCGGCAAGUGGGGAACAAGACCGAAUGCGCCCUCCUGGGUUUCGUGCUGGACCUGAAGCAGGAUUACCAGGCUGUGCGGAACGAGGUGCCGGAGGAGAAGCUCUAUAAGGUCUACACGUUCAACUCGGUGCGCAAGUCCAUGAGCACGGUGCUGAAGAACGGCAACGGCGGCUUCCGCAUGUACAGCAAGGGAGCCUCAGAGAUCAUCCUCCGCAAGUGCACCAGGAUCCUGGACAAGAACGGUGACCCCCGGGUGUUCAAAGUGAAGGACCGGGAUGAGAUGGUGAAGAAGGUGAUAGAGCCCAUGGCCUGCCAUGGGCUGCGCACCAUCUGCCUGGCCUUCCGUGACUUCUCCGCCGAUGCCGAGCCGGACUGGGACAGUGAGAACGAGAUCCUGUCUGACCUGACCUGCAUCGCUGUGGUUGGGAUAGAGGACCCUGUGCGGCCAGAGGUGCCAGACGCCAUCCUGAAGUGCCAGCGUGCGGGGAUCACCGUCCGGAUGGUGACGGGGGACAACAUCAACACCGCCCGUGCCAUCGCCACCAAGUGUGGCAUCCUGCUGCCAGGGGAGGACUUCUUGUGCCUGGAGGGGAAGGAGUUCAACCGGCUCAUCCGCAACGAGAAGGGAGAGGUAGAACAGGAGCAGCUGGAUAAGAUCUGGCCCAAGCUGCGUGUGCUGGCCCGCUCCUCCCCGACAGAUAAGCACACGCUUGUGAAAGGAAUUAUCGACAGCACCGUUGGUGAGCAGAGGCAGGUGGUGGCCGUGACUGGGGACGGGACCAACGACGGUCCGGCUUUGAAGAAAGCUGACGUUGGGUUCGCCAUGGGCAUCGCAGGCACGGACGUGGCAAAGGAGGCUUCGGACAUCAUCCUGACGGAUGAUAAUUUCACCAGCAUCGUCAAGGCCGUGAUGUGGGGACGCAACGUCUACGACAGCAUCUCCAAGUUCCUGCAGUUCCAGCUGACCGUUAACGUCGUGGCCGUCAUCGUGGCCUUCACGGGCGCCUGCAUCACGCAGGACUCUCCCCUGAAGGCUGUCCAGAUGCUGUGGGUGAACCUGAUCAUGGACACCUUCGCCUCCUUAGCCCUGGCCACGGAGCCCCCGUCCGAAUCCCUGCUGCUGCGCAAGCCGUACGGCCGCAACAAACCGCUCAUCUCCCGCACCAUGAUGAAGAACAUCCUGGGGCAUGCGGUGUACCAGCUAACCAUCAUUUUCACGCUGCUUUUUGCGGGGGAGAAGUUUUUUGACAUCGACAGUGGCCGAAACGCCCCGCUCCACUCCCCACCCACCGAGCACUACACCAUCGUCUUCAACACCUUUGUCAUGAUGCAGUUGUUCAACGAGAUCAAUGCACGCAAGAUCCACGGGGAAAGGAACGUCUUCGAGUCCAUCUACCGCAACCCCAUCUUCUGCACAGUGGUGCUGGGGACAUUUGCAGCUCAGAUCAUCAUUGUGGAGUUUGGUGGGAAGCCAUUCAGCUGCUCCGGGCUCACCCUGAGCCAGUGGUUCUGGUGUAUUUUUAUCGGAGUGGGAGAGCUCCUCUGGGGCCAGCUGAUCUGCACUGUCCCAACCAGCCACCUGAAGUUCCUGAAGGAAGCUGGGCAUGGCAUCACCAAGGAGGAGAUCCCAGAGGAGGAGCUGCCUGAAGACGUGGAUGAGAUCGACCAUGCUGAAAUGGAGCUGCGGCGCGGGCAGAUCCUGUGGUUCAGGGGUCUCAACAGGAUACAGACACAGAUGGACGUAGUUUACACAUUCCAGACCGGCGCCUCCUCUUUGCAGGGAGCCCUCAGGAGACAGCCUUCCAUCGUGAGCCAGCACCACGAUGUAAAAAAUGUUUCUAGCCCAACCCAUAUCAAAGUGGUGAAUGCGUUCCGUAGCUCCUUGUACGAAGGCCUCGAGAAACCCGAAUCCAGAAGCUCCAUCCAUAACUUCAUGACUCACCCAGAGUUCAUCCUGGAGGAAGACGAGCCUCGAACACCAUUCCUUGAUGGCGCUGAAGACGACCCCGAGACUGACGGACUCAAAAAGCGAG